AUGACUCGAGAGUCGGGCUUGACUGCCAGCUCGAUUCCCGAGUCGGAUCUCGAGCCCGGCUUCGCGGUCAUCGACGGCGAUCUCCCCGGGGCCGGGAACGGACACAACGACACGUACGUCGACAUCAUCGCCGUUCCAUGUCCCGGUGCGGAUCCUGUCAAGACCUGGACCUCGGCGCCUCUUCCCGACCACUACUUUGGUCUCGAGCCCCAGAACGAGCUGCAGAGGCUCCCUACCGUGGCGAAACUGGCCGGCAAUGUCAUCCUCAGCCCCGUCAUCGACCGCAAUCUCCCUCGGGCUGGCCACGUCUGGGUCAGGCAAGACAUCCGCAGCAAAGUCAACACGGCGAGGGUCUUGCUGUACAGGCACCGGGCCUUGGCUGAUGAAAUGCGGCUGGAGGACCUAGCCAGAGACCUGCUAGACAAGGUGAAGCAAGUUCGCCAGGGAAACCAUUCGCCACGGCCCCUGUUCUUUAUUGGCCACAGCAUUGGCGGCUUGGUAGUAAAGCUUGCUCUACUUCUGGCAAGCAAGACGCCCCUAUUCGGCCAGAUAACGUCCAGCUGCCAUGGCGUGAGCUUUUUCGGAACUCCGCACCGCGGCUCAAGUUACAUGUCGAUGAAGAGUCUCAAGAGGAGUAUCCGGCAGUUGCUUCACCUGCAACGGCCUCUCCCUAGGUCUCUGGCCGACGAGUUGAGUCUCAACCAUCCGGGACUUUCGAGACUCCAUGAGCAAUUUGUCGACAUUGCAAGCGAGUUCCGUCUUUGGUCGCUUUACGAGACCCAAGACUCGCAACUCUCUGGCACAGGUGCUGGGCUCGUCAGCGAGGUCCAGUUUGAGGCCCCGUUGGUGUCGAUAAAAUCUGCCUUGCUUGACAUAUGGCAGGAAGACAUAUUCUCGGUCGACAGCAACCACGCUCAUCUUGCUUCCUUUGGGCCCGACAACAUCAACACCAUGACAACGUACCUCGCAGAUCUAACGGCCGCAAUCGCCAAGGCACAAGACCUCAGCACCAAGUAUGCUCACACUCCACUGCACCUGGAGAACCACGUCCAUGUCGAAGUCAUCGGUUUCUAUCCAGACACAGCUGGGGACGUGGACUCGGCAACGACUCGCUUGUAUUCCAGCAAGAAUUCUCUGACUGAGUUUCUCGAAAAAGGUCCCGAAGCCUGCUUAGGGGAGAGGAUGCACAAGAUUCCUAGGCGACACGACAGCCACCAGUACCAUGGGCACGACAUGCUGGAAAACCUCGGCAGAAGAGCACAAGAAUCCAGCGGCGUCUCUGGCCUUGGGGUUGACGAGCAGAGUCCUAGUGGUAGCACAGCCAACCCAUUAUCUUCUAAAGCCAUGACGGCGUCACCAGGCAUCGUCGUUACGGAUACACCGGCUCGGCCACCUAUACAGCCCCUUUCGGACAGUGGCACCCUAUCAGAAGGUCUGGCAGGACACAGCUUGAGCGUUCCAAACAUGCCAACACGGCCUCCUAGCAUCGACAGCCGCGCAAGUGUCAGCACAGCGUCGGAGCCAGCAAUCCAGCUCAGUGCCCUUGACUCUGCCACUUUCCCCGCCGAACAAUCGAUACAUUUUGAUGCCCUGUCUAGACAGCGGGCAGGGCUGCUGAUGAAGGCGUCGGCCAUGCAAGACGAGCUCGUAGCUGGCUUCUCUCGACCCGACCCCGCGCUGAGGAAAUUCAUUUGGAUCCAUCUACCCUUCAACAAUCCAGUAUGGGUCAAGACCUUGUUUGAAAAGCUUCGCGACACGGUCGCGGGCAACUAUUCAGUUCUCUUCGAGUACGACCACUGGGAGGCCAAAACCAUCCAGAACCGGCAUUCCGAGUCGCAGCCGGCCUUUAUGAAACCCAUUUGCAACUAUCUGCCGCCCGAGUCGAUACUGUCGCCCCGGAUCCCAUCUCCGUUCAACCCACUGGCGAGUUCUAGUCCCAGGCCGAGCUAUCUCUACCUCUACUUCCCGUACCUGCACUUCGACACGUACUCGAGCGUCAUCCGGCGCCGCAGCCUGAUCCAGCGGCGCCGGGACCACGGCCGGGCGAACCCGGUCCCCGAGGACGUGUCGAAGCGGUCGCUGGAGUCACAGGUUAUCUGGGAGUACGUCGGCUUCGACCCGCCGCUCAACCCGCGACGCACGCUGGACCAGUUUGGCCACCACUCGCUCCAGGACACGCACAGCCGCGACGACGACCAGAUGCUCUACAAGCUCACCAAGAAGCUCGGGAGGAAGCCGCUGGCAGGGACGACUAACCGGGCUCGCCGCGAUGCCGCUCGCCGCGACGCCGGUCGGUCGCUGCGUGUGAGCUCGUCUUCUUUGAAGCGGGAGCACAGUUCUGGCCGGGACAGCCCCGCAGACCCGGAAAAGGAUGUAGAGCUUGAGAUGGAGGCCGACUUGAAGCCUGGCAAUCUGCUCAUGGUCGACCAGCUCUGGCUUUGGGCCAUAGACACCACCACACUGACAACCUACUUCCCCAAGCGAGAGUCGAAUGCGAGAGAGGGGCGGCUGUUCCAGCAGGCAGAUCUGCGGAACAGCGUCUACAACGAGCUAAACGGCGAUCUUACGGGGAGAACCGACAACGCGCUAGACCUCGCCGCGCUGAUUGUCUUCCACGCGGUCAUUGUGUUUCUCGAACGGUCCACGCACCCAGACCUCGAGAUGUUCCGCAUCUUUGAAGAAGCAAUCGGGAUGCUGUCCGAGCGGAUGACGUUGAACAUGAAGCAAUUCCGCACGCAGACUCUCAACCCAGACUUGGACGACGACUCGAGCAACGCGGGCGACUGCGACUCGGCUUCGGACACGGACUCGGACUCGGACCUGGACCCCGACGUAAACAGCGCAGCCUCGAUCAAGAGGCGGCACCAGAGGGAGAUGAAAAGGGCAGAGGACGAGAACAGGGAGAACACGUCUGCCCUCCUCGAGCUGCGCGACAUGGAGGACGAGCUUUCGAUCCUCAACAAGCUGUUUGACACCCAAGACUCGGUGAUCAAGUCCAUGAAGACCACGUUUACGGAGCGGGAGGAGCUGCGGAACAUCACGACAAACGGCCAGGCAUACCUGGACGAGGCUGUCGAGUACCUGGACGAGUUCAAGGAGAAGACCAACGAGAUGCUGAAGAGGAUAGAGACCACGAGGAGGGAUUACGAGAAAAUGCUUGAAAUGGCCCAGCGGCAGGCACAGGUGGACGAAGUGCGCUGGUCUCGGCUGCAGGCGGAGCUGGCGUCGAGCCAGAACCUCUCGGUGAUGAUCUUCACGACCUUCACCGUCAUCUUCCUGCCGCUGACCUUCUUCACGGGGCUGUUCGGGAUGAACACGUCGGAGUGGCAGGAGGAGGGCAACCUGCCGAGUCUGAGCGACAUUGGGGCCAUCUCGCUGCCGACGUCGGUGUUCCUGAUCCUGGCGUCGCUGGCGGCGGCCUUCAGCUGGCGCGUGCAGCGCAUGUUCAAGCUCACGUACAGGUUCGCCAAGCGCGCGUGGAAGGGCUACCUGCGCUACGUCAGCAAGGUCGAGCCCGCGUGGCGCAAGCAGAGCAAGAAGCGCCGCAAGCUCGAGAAGCGCAGGCGACUCAAGGAGACCCAGGAGCUGGGCGAGAACGACCGCGCCUACGACUUUUGGGCCACCAUCCGCAACCAUCCGCGGAACGCAAAGUACCACAUCCCGCACCGCAAUAGGAACGGGCUCUGA
Messenger RNA from Lasiosphaeria miniovina, 3687 nucleotides. RefSeq lists its product as uncharacterized. Gene Ontology annotation, molecular function: metal ion transmembrane transporter activity. The transcript has 6 exons. The record is from RefSeq and is a predicted model, not a curated record. NCBI's taxonomy places the organism in Eukaryota, Fungi, Ascomycota, Sordariomycetes, Sordariales, Lasiosphaeriaceae. Bases 1 to 3687 code for a protein of 1228 amino acids. Gene Ontology annotation, biological process: transmembrane transport; metal ion transport. Gene Ontology annotation, cellular component: membrane.